This is a messenger RNA of Adineta ricciae, 1191 nucleotides long. Lineage: Eukaryota; Metazoa; Rotifera; Eurotatoria; Adinetida; Adinetidae. The record is from the annotation of a GenBank genome assembly.
AUGGCAUUAUCAUCGAAAGUACGCGGUACAAUCGUUGCAGUGCUUGUAUUUAUCUUCGGAAUCAUUCAUUUCGGUCUUGGUAUUGGAAUUGCUCGAGAUUAUAGUCGUUAUAAAGAUAUAUUUCGACAGUCCGUAGCAUUGGCAAUCUAUGAUCUUAUCAUUGGUAUCUUUGGAACUGUCGUUGGAAUUUUGAGUAUAGUCGUUAUUACUACACAACGAAUAAAUCUAUAUCGUCCUGCAGCUAUCUGUUCACUUGUGUUAGGUGUUCUCACAUUAGGAUCACUGAUCACUGCACUUGCUCUUAAUUCUCAAGCGAUUGGCUAUGUUCGAUCACGCUUAACAUAUCGUAUGAGCUCAUUUACUUCAAUUGGCGAUUCGCUUUCUGUGGUGAACGACAUACAAACCAGGUAUGAGUGUUGUGGUGAAAAUCUAUGGCUUGACUGGGCGCAAGUAGUACUGAAUCCUGCAAGUACGAAUGCCGCUGGCGCAGUUUCAGGUCCAGGUUCAAGCAACACAAUAAUUACUUCAGGAUCUGGGUCUACUAGUAGUCUCUCAAACUCAGAUUCCGGAAUCUUUGGUAGUACAUCAAAUUCGGGUUCCGGAAUUUUUAGUAGCUCAUCACAAUCAAAAACUGGCAGCAGACGUCGUCGUCAGGACUGGGAUCGAGGAUCCAAGACUUUACAGCAACCUAUGCAUCGAAAGCGAGACAUUUCUGUACCAAACAGCAACGGUAACAUAUAUAAUUUACCUUCGAAUUAUUCUAUCUAUCUGCCGUUGUCAUGCUGCACGGGUGGAGGCACAUCUAGUGGAAAUAGUCUUGGGGGAGUUUGCACAUUCAAUGCUGGCAAUGGUUCAACGAAUUUCUAUGUACGUGGAUGUUUGGAACCCAUUUCUAAUACUGUUGUUUCGCAAAUAACGGGCAUGGCUGUUAUAAACGUUUGCUUGGCUAUACUCGCAUUUGUAUUUGUUCUGGUUUUAAUGCACAUGAUUCCAUCGGAAAAUCAAGCACAAGACAAAAAUGGUUUAUACGAUGGAACACAACAAACACAAUAUCAACAAGUGCAAAAUAGCGGAUCUAUUAUGAAUCCUGCUGCGCCAAGUCCUUAUUAUAAUUAUUCAGCAUCUUCAUUUGUAUCUCCAACCCACGAUUAUUCAAACUAUGCUAAUCCAACUUAUACAGUUUACCAGUAA